CCUGCAGCGCGGCCGUAGCCAUGGCAACCAUACAGGGAGGCCAUGGCGGAGGGGGCUCGGUUCGGGCCUCCCGGUCCGUCCUGAGGCCGCCGCCGAGUGAAGCGUUUUCCUGCCAGGUCCCGCCGCCUGAGGUGAGGGGAAGGGUCGGGAAGGACGGACCCGAUCCUGCCCCGCUUCCCUUCUCUGCCAGCGUUUGGGCCUCGACCGCGCACAACGCCGAGGGUUCGCUCGUCCGGCGGAAACAAGCGACAGAAAAGCGGGUUUUUAACGGCAAAAGUUGAUCCGCGGCAGCGCAGUAGUUGGCAGGGUAAAAAAACCAACCAACCAAACACCUGUCUGUGUUUCAGAGCUACUGAAACCAGCGUUUCACGCCUGGUAGCGAAGGCUCCGCCUGCAUUACUUGGAGAUACAAAACCUCUUUUAUUAAUACGUGGAAUCAAAUGGUUCUUCACCUGUUUUACAUCACCUCACGGGUUAUUCGCCGUUCCAGAGAUGGGAUCCCGCUCUGGUGAUGGCCAGUGACCCCUCAAAAAACCUUGUCCAUUCAGUUUGAAGCAUCACUUCUCAUUUUAAGACAGUGAAAGCGGCUCUUAAGGCUCUUCUGCUUUUCUCCCCAACUCGCAGAAGUAUUUAAAAGCAACAGUGAGCUCUGACAUUGCUGAGAACCGACAAACCCGACCGCGCUGCUGCUGUAAUGAGCUACGUUGCGCAGAAAUGCGGCGUCUGCUUUCAGCCCCCGUCCAUUGUCCUGAUCUACAAGGCAGACGACGGGGACAAGACUCGCCGGCGCGUGAUGCCUGUCAGAAAUUUCUCCGAGUUCUCAGACUGCGGCUUGGCUGCUGAGCAGCUGAAGAACAACCCUCGGCACAAGGCUUAUCUCGAAGGCGUCUCGCUGCGCCAGCUGAAGAAGCUCUACGGUUUAUUGAGAGGUCAUCUCAGGGGAGAGAGCCUGGCCCAGAGCUUGGAGAAGCUUCGGCAGGAAGACACCAUUGACCCAGAAGAGGACCUGAACAAACUAGACGACAAGGAACUGGCCAAAAGGAAGAGCAUCAUGGACGAGCUCUUCGAAAAGAACAGGAAGAAGAAGGAUGACCCAGAUUUCGUCUACGACAUCGAGGUGGAGUUUCCACAGGAUGAGCAGCUGGAGUCCUGCAGCUGGGACGUGGAGUCGGGAGAAGAAAUCUGAUUUCGGACAAAGAUGGAGGGGGUACAGAGACAAAUCGCACCGUCCUGAUGGACAGAAUAACGUCAUUGUACAUGUUCAACUACAUCGUUUUCAGCCCACCCCGUUGAUACACAGUACAUUGGCCACGGAGAACACAAGGCCUGAGGUGCCGCAGCAAUUCCAGGUGUAAGUGAACUUUUAGAAACCAGAUUUGGUGAAAUGGGAACUGGGCGGCUGAACUUCUCAGGUGUUUUUAGUCUCUCCCUGUGGAUGAGCACCUAAAAUAAUUUUGAAUUAUUUACUCUUUCAUUUGUUUCCUUUUCCAUCAGCUUUGGCUGAAAACCUCACCAGCUUGCCUGGCCCUGAUUCCUACUCAGCUUCAUUAGAAAAUUGAAGUGUUAAAUAUUUAUGUCUUGAAAACCAUGGUAAAGUUUUCUUGUAUACCUACAGUAUUUAUUAUUACUGGUCAGUAUGUUAAAUAUAUAUUAAUCUUUCUGGAUGAAUCAACAUUGCAUUGAGAAUAUUACUCUCACGUUUCCUGAGCGAUGCUUAAAUCUCCAGCUUCAGUUUACACAACUGUAAAUCCUUGUAAGAAAUUAAAUACAUAGCAAGUAAGUUGCUCUUGAAAACAAUUUUGAAAAUACAGUGACUUCAAGCUGCUGAAA
Messenger RNA from Columba livia (rock pigeon), 1830 nucleotides. It is a transcript of the gene CEP19, whose product is annotated as centrosomal protein 19. Gene Ontology annotation, biological process: microtubule anchoring at centrosome; trans-Golgi to periciliary membrane compartment transport. Gene Ontology annotation, cellular component: spindle pole; ciliary basal body; centrosome. The record is from RefSeq and is a predicted model, not a curated record. NCBI's taxonomy places the organism in Eukaryota, Metazoa, Chordata, Aves, Columbiformes, Columbidae. The transcript has 3 exons. The coding region runs from base 695 to 1186 and encodes 163 amino acids.